GCUGUAUUGUUUUAGAUGCCAUUGAGGUCAGAAAAAUUAUAGAAAGUCGCAAUGAAACAAUAUUAAAUCAAGAUAUAUAUGAAGACCUCAAACCGAGCGAUCCAAUUAUUGUUAUUUUGGUAGACAGAGAUGUAACUUACCUCAAAUAUUUAAUAAUGUCUUUGGAGCAUGUAAGAGGAAUUCAGGACGCUUUGGUCAUCUUCUCGCACUCUUACUACGAUGUUAAUGUCAACCAACUAAUUGAAAAAAUUGAUUUCUGCCGUGUGCUGCAAAUAUUUUAUCCUUAUUCAGUGCAAGCCUUUCCAAAUGAAUUUCCUGGUUUAUCUUCCAAUGACUGUCCCCAGUUUAUGAAUAUCAGAGAUGCCGAAAAACUGAACUGUAUUGGUGCGUUGACACCAGAUAUCCAUGGUCACUAUCGUAAUCCCGCACAUUCGGAGAAAAAGCACCACUGGUGGUGGACAGCCAACAGAGUAUUCGACAAUCUCACUUCUGCCGAAAAUCACGAAGGACUAGUAAUAUUUUUAGAAGAUGAAGUGUACUUAUUGGAAGAUUUUCUGUACAUGGCACUAUACAUGGACAAGGCAGCCCGAAAACAAAAUCACUGCGAGUUUGUUUGCUUAGGGUUUGACUCAGGAGCCCGACUCACAGGCGACAACAUGUAUGAGGCUAUGAUUACAACUUGGGACUCAAAGCACUACUCACCGGCAUUAGCGUUUGAUAUAAUUACAUGGAACAGUAUAGUGUCUCACUACGAUCUGUUUUGUGGUAUCGAUGAUUAUUCUUGGUUGCGAUCAUUGUUUUACUUGUCUGUAUCUCGGAGAGAUGCUGGUAUGUUCCGAGUUAUAUCUAGCCUUGUGCCAAGGGCCGUGAAACUUACUUUCAACGGAAUGUUUCGGAGUGUUACAGACUACUUUAUUUUGGAGAAAAUAUUUGGAAUACUUGAUGCUCAAAAAUCGUGUGUUGACGAGUUAUUUCCACCUUACCUUGAAAUAUUCACAGAUAUAGAAAUGGAACAAGAUGAACCAAUUUUCGAUUUUGCUGAAAGCAAGGGUGGUUGGAGUGAUCCAAGAGACAAGGGAUUUUGUUUGAAUAUGACUAUGCACAAAAUAAGAAGAGUUUUAAUGGAUACUGAAAUUGUAUUUCAAUAGUAUUAACAAAAUUAUGUUCAGUAUUUUGGUUAGUGUUUGACAAAUUUACUGUUUUAUUUAUAA
This is a messenger RNA of Hyposmocoma kahamanoa, 1211 nucleotides long. RefSeq names its product alpha-1,6-mannosyl-glycoprotein 2-beta-N-acetylglucosaminyltransferase-like. The record is from RefSeq and is a predicted model, not a curated record. Bases 156 to 1148 code for a protein of 330 amino acids. The transcript has 2 exons. Gene Ontology annotation, molecular function: alpha-1,6-mannosylglycoprotein 2-beta-N-acetylglucosaminyltransferase activity. NCBI's taxonomy places the organism in Eukaryota, Metazoa, Arthropoda, Insecta, Lepidoptera, Cosmopterigidae. Gene Ontology annotation, biological process: oligosaccharide biosynthetic process; protein N-linked glycosylation. Gene Ontology annotation, cellular component: Golgi membrane; Golgi stack.